UAGCACGAGCCACAAAUCCCUCACACCAACGUUCUCCUCGGACAUAUCUAUCUAUUAUCUUCUUCCCCUUACAUGCAUGCAUACAUACUUUUCUUGUCCCCAACAUUUCCUCCAAUAUCCAAAUAUGCCUUCAUCAAUAUAUGAACUUGAUCAAUAAUUCUGAUACCCUUUGGUGAGAAACAAUUGGAAGGGUCCUAAAGAAUCAAACUUUUUCUCUGUCUUUGGUUGUGUUUAUUUGUUUGUUGUUGUGAUGGAACAGAAGCACGUGCUGUUGUCUGCAUUGACUGUUGGGGUUGGGUUGGGUGUUGGGUUGGGAUUGAGCUCAGGGCAGAAAUGGGUUGGAGGAGGGAGCCAUGACUCUGAUGAGCUUCCUGGGGAACAGAUUGUUCAGGAGCUCAAGAAGCAGAUCAUUGAUGGAAAGAACAGCAAGGUCACUUUUGACGAGUUCCCUUAUUACUUGAGUGAGAAAACUCGAGUUUUGUUGACAAGUGCUGGAUAUGUUCAUUUAAAACAACAACACUUCUCCAAACACAUGAGGAACCUUUCACCAGUAAGCAGAGCUAUUUUGCUCUCCGGACCUGCAGAAAUUUACCAGCAAAUGCUUGUCAAAGCUUUAGCACACUUUUUUGAUUCCAAGUUGCUGCUGCUAGAUAUUACUGAAUUCUCUUUGAAGAUGCAGAGCAAAUAUGGAUGCUCUAGAAGAGAAUCAUGUUUGAAAAGGUCCCUAUCCGAGGUAACUAUGGAGCGAAUGACUGGUUUAUUUAGUAACUUUUCACUCCUCCCGUCAGCAUGCGAAAGUAGAGGUACUGAAGGAAGAAGUUCUCAAGGUAGUCAUCGUCGACAUCGUAGUAGCGGACAAGAAAAUAGACAAAGUAGCGGUGGAAAUGAAAAUUUUAACAAUGCUUCAAAGCUCCGAAGGACUUCCUCUUCUUCAUCUGAUAUAACUACCUCCCUGUUUGGUCCAAAUGAUUCAGGUUCUUUGCAGCGAACAAACCAUGUUUCUUUUGAUGAAAAGCUAUUUGUGAAGUCACUUUACAAGGUCUUGGUUUCUGUCUCAGAAACUAGUGCCAUUGUUCUAUAUAUCAGGGAUGUUGAUAAGCUAUUCCUUCGAUUGCCGACGAUGUAUAGUAUGUUGCAAAGGCUAAUGAAGAAACUGACAGGGUCAGUGUUGAUACUUGGUUCCCAAGUGGUGGAUUCAGAUUGCUGUAAAGAAGUUGAUGAACGGCUAGGUAUAUUAUUUCCUUACAACAUUGAGAUCAAACCCCCUGAAGAUGAGACUCAAUCUGGCAACUGGAAAGCCCAACUGGAAGAGGACAUGAAAGUAUUUCAGUUUCAAGAUAACAGAAACCACAUUGCUGAAGUUCUAUCAACAAGUGGCAUCGAUUGUGAUGACUUGCAUUCAAUCUGCCACUCUGACACUAUGCUACUCAGUAACUACAUUGAGGAAGUCGUGGCAUCUGCAGUUUCCUAUCAUUUGAUGAAUACCAAGGAUCCACAAUACCGGAACGGAAAGCUAGUUGUAUCGGCUAAGAGUCUGUGUCAGGCGCUGAAUCUGUUCCAGGAAGGCAAAGUCAGUGGAAAGGAUAAUACAAAGACUAAUGAGACCAAGGAUGAUGCGGGAGAAGAUGGUAGUGGUGCAAAGAAUGAUACAAAGAGCGAUGCCCAAGCACCUGAAAAAAGCGAGGGAGAGAAAUCUAACCCAGUAACAAAGAAGGAUGGAGAGAAUAGCACUCCUGCAAAAGCAGCUGAACCUCCUCCGGACAAUGAGUUCGAGAAGCGAAUAAGACCAGAGGUGAUACCUGCAAAUGAGAUAGGGGUUACAUUUGGAGACAUUGGUGCAUUGGAUGAGAUUAAAGAAUCACUUCAAGAGGCGGUGAUGCUUCCCCUUAGAAGACCAGACCUCUUCAAAGGUGGCCUUCUAAAGCCUUGUAGAGGUAUAUUGCUUUUCGGGCCUCCUGGUACAGGAAAAACAAUGCUUGCAAAGGCGAUUGCAAAUGAAGCAGGUGCAAGUUUCAUUAAUGUGUCAAUGUCCACCAUAACUUCAAAGUGGUUUGGGGAAGAUGAGAAGAAUGUUCGAGCUUUGUUCACGCUUGCAGCAAAGGUUGCUCCAACUAUUAUUUUUGUUGACGAGGUUGAUAGCAUGCUUGGGCAGCGUAACAGAGCCGGAGAGCACGAGGCAAUGAGGAAGAUUAAAAAUGAAUUCAUGACUCAUUGGGACGGACUAUUGACAAAGCCUAGUGAGCAGAUUCUGGUUCUUGCUGCAACCAACAGGCCAUUUGAUCUCGAUGAGGCUAUUAUAAGACGGUUCGAGCGCAGGAUUAUGGUUGGUCUUCCAUCUGCUGAAAACCGGGAAGGCAUCUUGAAAACUCUUCUAAGCAAGGAAAAACAUGAAAAUAUAGACUUCAAAGAGGUUGCAGCUAUGACGGAAGGAUAUAGCGGGAGUGAUCUUAAGAAUUUGUGCAUGACAGCGGCUUAUCGGCCUGUUAGGGAGCUACUCAAGCAGGAGACCAUGAAGGAAGUGGAACGGAAGAAGAAAGCGGCACAAGGCCAAAUCUCAGAAGAUAUGUCCAAUGCUACAGAGGAUAAAAAAGGUCAAUCAGUUACCCUGAGGCCUUUGACCAUGGAAGACAUUAGAAAGGCAAAGAAUCAGGUGGCUGCAAGUUUUGCUGCAGAAGGAUCAAUAAUGAGCGAGCUGAAGCAGUGGAAUGAUUUGUAUGGAGAAGGAGGUUCAAGGAAGAAAGAGCAACUCACUUAUUUCCUAUAGAUAGUGGUAAAGCCAGUGAGUGCAUAACUUGGAAUAGGGGAAUACAAAUAACUCUUCAGCAUGAGAAAUUCAACUCAAAGAUGCUCAACUGUAGCAUCAAAUCAAGGAGCUAUUGGAGAAUAUAUAUGCAUCAAAUUUGGUAGAGGGUUCUCGGUUUGUGUGUGGGUUCUCUGCAAACCAGUGAUCAUUCACCACAUGUACUCUCUAGGGAUCUAUAUUCUGUGUCAUGCGGUGCCGUUUUUAAGUGUAGGAGCACCAUGUGCAUUAUGUAUGUAUUAACAAUGAAGAACAACGUUAUAUAGUAGUAUUUUGUACAUCAAUAAAUGCAUUUCAACCAAAUCCUAUCAUGUUAAAUUAAAUAGAAA
This is a messenger RNA of Arachis duranensis, 3129 nucleotides long. RefSeq lists its product as uncharacterized. Gene Ontology annotation, cellular component: mitochondrial outer membrane. Gene Ontology annotation, molecular function: ATP binding; ATP hydrolysis activity. The transcript has 14 exons. The record is from RefSeq and is a predicted model, not a curated record. Lineage: Eukaryota; Viridiplantae; Streptophyta; Magnoliopsida; Fabales; Fabaceae. Bases 251 to 2764 code for a protein of 837 amino acids.